Molecule: messenger RNA, 1038 nt
Organism: Glarea lozoyensis ATCC 20868
Lineage: Eukaryota; Fungi; Ascomycota; Leotiomycetes; Helotiales; Helotiaceae
Product: Galactose mutarotase-like protein
Exons: 2
Coding region: 1-1038 (345 amino acids)
Biological process (GO): beta-D-galactose catabolic process via UDP-galactose, Leloir pathway; glucose metabolic process
Molecular function (GO): carbohydrate binding; aldose 1-epimerase activity
Source: RefSeq, a predicted model, not a curated record
AUGUCAACACCAGCGCCCUUUCAAUUUCUCCCACUAGGAGCCAUCAUUCAAGCUUUCAUAGUCGGAAAAACGAACAUUGUACAAAGCUUCCCUAAGCAAGCAGAUUACGUCGCCCACAACGGACCUUUCUUUGGCGAGACGAUUGGACGUGUAGCGAAUCGAGUCAAGAAUGCGAAAAUCGAUUCCCUGAAUAACAAAUCCUACACCUUAGCUGCGAAUAACGGGGUCAAUCAUUUACACGGUGGUGUGAAAGGAUGGGGAAAGAGAAUCUGGGAUGGACCAAAGCCUGUUGGAGUAAAGAGCAUUGAAGGAUUGAGCGGAGAGCUUGAGGGUGGCGAGAGCGUGGAGUUUACACUUAAGAGUGAAGAUGGAGAUGAAGGAUACCCGGGAACUGUUGAAGCUAGUGUUGUAUACACUGCUGGAACGCAAAAGACGGAAUCUGGAAAGACUGUCAAUGUGCUAGGAAUUGAGUAUGUGGUUGAGUUAGUUGGUGAGGCUGAGGAGACGGCUGUUAAUGUGACAAACCACUCAUACUUUAACCUUUCAGGACAACCUACCAUUGAGGGCACCGUGGUAACUCUCUGCUCAAAUCAAUAUUUGCCAGUUGAUGAUGGUGGAAUCCCAACUGGUGACCCAACCGCUUACAAAGGCGUGGAAUCCAAGAAGGAAUUCACAUUAGGACCUGAGGAGCCGGAUAUUGAUGACUGCUUCGUUGUUGAUCCAUCAACCGCUUCGAAGAUUCCACUAGAUACCCGCAAAUCGCCAUUGACGAAACUCGUCACUGCAUACCACCCAGAGACCAAGAUCCAUCUCGAAGUGCUCAGCACCGAACCGGCAUUCCAGUUCUACACUGGCAAGUACAUCGAUGUUGUGGAAGUCGAGGGACAGGCAGCGAGAGGGAAGCGAUCGGGUUUCUGCGUUGAGCCUAGUCGAUACGUGAACGCUGUCAACGAAGAUAAAUGGAGGGCACAGGUGUUGUUGAAAAAGGGCCAGACAUAUGCGAGUCGCGUCGUGUACCGUGGAUGGAGCGAUGAGUAG